Patella vulgata (common limpet) is the source of this 9761-nucleotide messenger RNA. RefSeq lists its product as uncharacterized. The transcript has 14 exons. Lineage: Eukaryota; Metazoa; Mollusca; Gastropoda; Patellidae. The coding region runs from base 852 to 2363 and encodes 503 amino acids. The record is from RefSeq and is a predicted model, not a curated record.
AUAGCAGGCAGUGUUUGUUUGUAUGACUGCAAUCAUUGUGGGACUCUCAGCUGACUGGCUUGUAACUUUACAAUUCACUCUUAACAACAAUCGGUGGGAUUCUAAACCUUUAUCUUCAAACCAACAUCAGCUAGUGUCAUCAUUCUUUUACCAUACUUCCCAUCUCGGGUGAAAAUAAUAUUAUCAGGAUUUGAUCAGAAAUGUAUUAGACGUAGCAUAAACUACAGUGAUUUGAUAUUCUCCACGGAAAAUAAAUUUAGAAAAGGAAGAAUUAUCUGUUUAAAACGACUUAUAUUACCCUAAAAAAAGUUGCAGAAGUAAAGAAAAAUAUAUAUAGAUAGUGUUUCAAAUAUUUUACUUUUAAAUUAUAUGAAAAUUUUUGUAUUUUUAGACGUCAGAUUGAAAGAUCAAGUUAGAGCUACAGAUACAUGUUUAAUAGUUUUGGACACAACCACGAAGAACUAGGAAUUGUAUCAACUCGUACGGUUAUCAUUUUAAAUUGGAUUAAACCCGAAAUGAAACAACGUUAGAUUUAUGUUUUUCGAACUCUGUAGCAAGAUAAAGGAUUAACAGAACUUUCAUUUCUUGUGAUGUUUUUAGAUAAAAAAUAGAAAAAGGUGAUCAAUAUAUAAAAGGUGAAUUAUUUGGAUUUUAUCUGGCUUUUGAAGUGAGACAACGUUACAGGAAAUUACUUGGCAGUAUAACAUCAGGACAAGUUCCAACGAGUUCCAGACAGAAUGGGGGGGAUCUACUAAAUCUUCAAAUUAAUUAAGUCAAGUGUCACCAGGACUAUUGACCAUUUCUCCACGGGUACUCGAGACACACGGAUUGCUGACAACACUGAGUUCAAGAUGGCCAAUCGUAAAUAUUGCUAUUCGACUCUUAUUCACCCGUCGAUGAAAGAUGCCAUUAAUUUACAUAACUAUUCUACACUCAAGCUGGCAGUACUUGUGGCAGAAUUCGCUCAGCAAAUGGCCGCAGCUCACGAACACUUCUCAAAAGAAAUCCAGUCCGUGAUCGCAUCAUUUCGAAGACGUAAUUAUGAAUUGAAAAAAGAAAGACCUGUUGAUACAGAAAGUACAAUAUUUACAGCUUGGGAAAGUUUAUUACAUGAAUCAGAGAUGGAUGCACAGGCUCAUCUGGAUGCGGCCAGUUUACUUAUAAAGAAUGUGUACACACCUCUAGAAGAAGUAGCGGAACAUAAACGAAGCCAAGCUCAGCGUCUUUGUUCAUUUCGCGAAAAUUUUGAGACAAUUUUACAGAAAUCUGAAAACAAAAUGAAUUUAGCUCAAGUUGCUUAUAGAGAAGCUUAUCAAACAUAUUCCAGUGACACAAACCCAUCAAAAGAGGAGGCUAGAAGUUGUUUAUUUAAUGCUCAUAACGAUUAUGUUCUACAACUACGCUCAUCUAAUAGAUUAGUACAAGAAUUCCAGGAAGCGGUGCCACAAGUUUUAGAGGAACUAGAAGAGAUUUAUAUAGAUACCAGUAAUACCAUUAAUGUAGCUAUUGAAAGUCUAGCUUUACUACUUCUCACAAAGGCUAAUGAACAACAUCGAAGAUUUGAAGAUUUAUUACAGAUAUGUCGGCAAGUGAAUCCUCAGUUAGAUAUUUCAUUCUUUGUUAAAGUUGUCUCCCCUGAGGCUCCACCAUACCAGUUGUCUUUCCAUAAUUAUCAACCCGCAGAUAUGACUGUUACGUCACUAACUAACCCAGAGGAACCUAUGCAGAAUCAGAUAAUAUAUGAUCGUUAUACAGAGAACACCUUAAAGGAGAGACGUGUGGUAUUACAGAGAGAAGGUAUCGAACUCGCAUCGUAUAUGAAACAAAAUCAGGAUAUAACCAAUACAUUAAUUAACGUCUGUCAGAGAAAUUUAGCAAAUCAUCAAUAUGCCAAAGUUUAUGAAACUCAAGAGGAUAUGUGUCGGAAAAGAAACGAAAUUCGUGUAGCGAGCAUGCAAUUGGCAGCCAUUAGAACACAGCUUGAUAUGUUGACACCAAAACAAAACGGUACAAUGGAGGAAGAGGUUGAUGGAGAUGAGAAGAAAGAGAAGCCUUCAUCGGCCACCAUCAAGGGAAUGUGGAAAAAGGCUGUUAAAAGUAUGAAAAGCGAAGAAAAGAAGAACUGGCUGACAAAGAAAGGAAGUUUAAUCCGACGAAAAGAUUCAAAGGAAGAGGAGAUAGAAACUGAAGAAGUGAAAGUUGUGGAUCCUGUUUAUAGUUUGUUGAAGUGUGCGGCGGAUCUUCCUAAAUCUUCAAGGGUUAAGUCAAACACACCUGGACUGGGCCACGAUUUUAAAGAGUAUUAUAAGUUGACAAGUCCCGGCAAAAAGACAUCUCCGUCUGCAUUUGAUAAUAUAUUUUGAAGUCUGCUUGUAAGCAAGAUAUUGGUCAGGUUAAAAUAUUUUUAAAGCUGGUGGCAAAAAAUACUGCCAAGCUGUCUGAUUGGCUGCUUUCAGUCAUGGAACAUUUGUUUGAAGUUACUUGAUUGGUUGAUAUCAUUGAAAGUCGUUUAUGAUUGGUCGAUCAUCUUGAACUAAUCUCUAGGUCAUACGGUGUCAUUAAGCGUGUGCAAUCCAUAAUGUCUUUACGAUUUGCAUUAGAUCAUCAUUUGCCCGCUAUAUUGACUCAUUUUAAUGUCCGCAAUGAGCAGAUCCAUCAUCCAUUUUAACGGAGAAUACUUUUACCUCCCUCCGUUUUAUUAAUCAUCCAAUCCUUGCCCUGCAAUACCGACUACUAAUGACAACCAUUAAAAAUAUUCAACAACAACAAAAAGGGUAGCAAAAAUCAUUUAUAAGAACAGUUGUUAAAAAAGGGGUGCAAGAUCAUUUAUAAGAACAGCCUAUAUUAAAUUAAAAAAGGGGUGCAAGAUCAUUUAUAAGAACAGCCUAUAUUAAAUUAAAAAAGGGGUGCAAGAUCAUUUAUAAGAACAGCCUACAUUAAAGGGACAGUAGCCGUGUACCCUAAAAUAUGUUAUUUCCAUUAUUUAUUUAUUUUCUUGAAGUUUGAAAUUUAAAAAUCUCGGAAGUUGAUAAUAUAAUUGUACAAGCGAGAGACAUUAAUUCAGAUGUUAAAUUGUUUUGACAGCUCAAACUUUUAUGAUCGUAAUUUGUUUUUGUAGUUUUGUUAUUACUGUAAUUAUUGGUAAUUUGUUUUUAUUAUAUUUCUAUUUCAUUGAUUUUUUUCACGAUAAAUGUUUGUUUGUGAACCAGGAACCACGUUAUCGUUUUGAUGCUGUUGUUCCUCGGGUGACGUAACACUCUUCAAAAAAGCCUAAGCCUCCGCCAAGUAUGAUAUACUUGAAACAUGGCAAGCUUGAUUGACAAUUUUGCAUCGAUUGAUGAUUUUUGUUUUUUAACACUUGGUAAUCUUAUUGUUAUGAGGGGCGACCUUUGGAAAAAAUAAAUGCCUAAUUAAGGCUCAUCCAAUUUGUGUAGAAUCGACUUUAAACUUGGCAUGCGUGUUCUUUUGACAAUUACACGUCCAUUCACAGAUUUCGAUGUUUGACAUGAUGUCACUAUUCCAAGAUGGCUGCAAUGACAUCAGAUACCAUAUUAGUUGAUUCCUGGUUCAUUUGGUACUUGUUUUUAAAAGAAAUUUUAUGUUUUGGGUUGGGUUUUUUUGUUGGAAAAGAUAUGAUUUUGUAUAAGCCUUGUUUGCACUAUGAGCAUGUUUAGUCGAUUCGACGCUAUAUAAAUGGACAUACUAUUUUUAUUAUUAUUAACUGACCAAAUAUUCACAGACAUGAUCAUUCAGAAAAAAAACCCCAAAGUAUCGAAGAUGUACUUGUGAAUUAUUGGAAUUGCAUUACAUCCUGAGAAUAUUUUGGGGGGUGACUUUUAAAAGUCGCAACAUGACAGAUUAAAAAAUUUCUUAAAGUAAGACCGUUAGACAAUCAAAAUUACUUUAAUUAAAAAACAUUUAUGUUCAAUUAUAACUUAAUUUAUGGCCAUUUAAGACCUUUGCACAACCAAAAUAAGUUUAAAUUUGAUUUAACCGAAGAAAGAUCAGUAAGUGUAACUAAAACAAUUGUGAUUCAAUUCUAACUUGAGUUAUGGUCAUUUAUUAAGUUAAGCCAUUUUUGACGAGUGCGAAUCAGUUUGCACCUGUCAUUUGGCGGUAGCGAAUCAACUCGCUGACUUAUCAUACUUGGGAACGGCAUUAGCGACAAAAGCGCCAGAUCAAUCAACUGAUUAUGGUUUUUAUUUCUUAAAUUAAUGGUGAUUGAGUAAUAAAAAUAAAACACCCAAUGAAAAGGAAUGUUAUAUUUGCUAAUUAUCAAAUAAAAAACAUACGUUUCAACAAAGGAUCUUUUGGUAUUUAUGUAAUAGGUCAGAGGUGAAAAUUCACACCAUGUCAAUGACUCUCGCAUUAUUUCAAUAUUUUCAUGUUGUCACUUACGGCUUCAACUUCAAUGAAAUACUCCACAAAAUCCUCUGUUGGACAUAACGUGAAGAUUAUAAUGUGAAACUAAUGUUUCUAAAAUCAUUAGAUAUAAUAAUAUUGAUAUUUAAAAUUAUUUUGAUAUGUUGAAAUUUACAUAGAUAUAGAUCAAAAACUCUUAAGAUUAUUAAUUAAGAUCAAAAACUGUUCUUAAGACUCAAAUUCGGUUGUUUAAAGAUACAUUAUUCGAAAUUUAGAUAGUUAAGAUCUGGUCAUUCUUGCUAUUAAAGUUUAAAAUAAGCUUGUUUUGUGAAUAAAAAUUUCUGUCAAGUUACUUUAUUCUGAAGUUUUGGAACCAGAAAAAAGAUCUGUUAUUGGCAGUCACUCUUGUCUAAUGGCUCUUUAAUGAAUGUAAACUGUGUUGUAGAAUAUUUGGUUGGUGGGGUGGUUGAACAGCAAAGUUAAUUAAGCAAGACCUGUGAUAUGGAAAUGAUUAAAUGUUGUUAUAGGCCUAACAAGGGUAACUGGCAGGGUGGGGCGCGCUGAAAAUGAUAAUUGUUAAUUUUAACCCACAAGGUUGUUUUAUGAAGAAAGGUUCCAUAUUUUAUAUGGAUGUUGUUGAGGUUUUUUUAUGUUUAGUAAAAUAUAUUAUUGUUUUAUGAAAUCAGAUCAGAGUAUUGAAUACUUCCAGGAUUUGUUAAGGUGUAGCUGAAUGCCUCGGUUAAAAGCACAUCUGAAAUUUAUUCGAAAUUAAAAUAACUUAGAAGUAUUUAAUUGCUCUGGUUAUUGUCAGAUGUUUUAUGGAAUAUCACCCGUUUGCUUGUUGUUUGUUUUUCUUGUAUAUUUUUCACUCUCAAUGUUAAAUAUUUCUGACAAUUUUUGUUGUCAAUUUUUUUCUUUGAAGUCACAAAACUUUAUUUUAUCGAUUCUAGCUCUUAAUUUUUUAAGAGCUUAUUGUAAUAUGCACAUUUCUACAAAAUAUUUUAUUUAAACUUUAAUUUUGUUAUUAACAAAACAAAAGAUAUGGAAACGUUUUUUAGUUAUGUAUGUAAAAAUUAAAUAUAGUUUUGUGGCAUUUUAUCGUUGGACAGUCCAGAUCUAUCUCACAGCUUGCAUGUCCAAUAGUUUAAACAGGUAAUAAGCACAUGAAUUUACUAUCCCAUGUGUAUGUACAGUAUCCUUAAAGUCUCUGAUCACCAUUACAGAAAUUGAUACUCUUAGAGAUAUAGUAACUAUACUCCUAGAGAUAUAGUAACUAUGGUAUAUACUCUUAGAGAUAUAGUAACUAUGGUAUAUACUCUUAGAGAUAUAGUAACUAUGGUAUAUACACUUAGAGAUAUAGUAACUAUGGUAUAUAUAAUCUUAGAGAUAUGGUAUAUAUAUACUCUUAGAGAUAUUGUAACGAUGGUAUAUACUCUUAGAGAUAUAGUAACUAUGGUAUAUACACUUAGAGAUAUAGUAACUAUGGUAUAUAUAAUCUUAGAGAUAUGGUAUAUAUAUACUCUUAGAGAUAUGGUAACUAUGGUAUAUACACUUAGAGAUAUAGAAACUGAGAUAUAGUUAUAUGGUAUAAAUUCUGUGCGAUAUACUGUAUGAGGUACAGUAACUGUGGACUGUAUACUGUAGAGAUAUAGUAACUAUGGGCUGUUCAGUAUGUUUAAUUAUAGUAUUAUGUUGUUUAUCAUUAUAUGCUUUGUUGUAUUUAAUGUUUUAUAUAGAAUUACCAGGUAUGGUAUUAUACACCUGUCAGGUAUUUACAGGUAGAAUAAUCAAGCUGAUCUUUCAAACACUGAACAUAUGUAUAUAUAAACACCUGUAUGCCGCCAAGUGCGAAUGAUUCUAUUAUUCAAAAAAAUUGGAGACUUUGUAUUACUGGUAUAAUAUUUAUAUUGGACAGGGACUCGAGAGAGGUGCAGCGACAUCUGACAAACUAAUAUGGAUCAAAAGUAAUAAUUGAUCAGAUAUUGAUAAUAAAAAAUGUCACCCCCCUCCUAAUAAUAGAAGACCCCUUUCACUAAGUAGUACUACAGAAAAGUUUGCCUAAUUUGUGAAACAAGAAAUGGAGGUUAAAAAAUUCGCUGGACAGACAAGAUGAAUCAUUACUGAAUUCUGUCAAAAGUGCUAAAACAUGAAGUUUGUUUAAAUCAAACCUCAACACCUGUCUCUUCAAACCCCUUUUGUGGAUUUGGAUUUUAGUGCAAUACAAGACUCAUUAUUAUUAUUAUUAUUAUCCUUUUGGAUAUAAUGGUUAAUGAUAUAAAGGAAAUCAUGCAGAUUAGGGAAAUCAAUCAAGACAGAUUAGGUAGUUGAUAAAACAUAUAAAAGGGUUCCUCACUGUUAGUUAAUCAAUCAACAACAAUCGAGAUUAGUUAAAACCUCAGUAUGGUCAAUAUUUGGGGUGAAUUUUCAAUAUGAUACACUGGUGAGAUCUCAAUGUCAAAUUGCAUAUAUUCUUAAUUGGACAUUUGUCAAUCUUUAUAUUUGGAGUGAAUUUUCAAUAUGAUUCACCGGUGAUAUCUCAAUGUCCAAUUGCAUAUAUUCUUCAUUUCUUAAUUGGACAUUUGUCAAUCCAUAUAGGACAUGUCCGGUAUAUAUGGGCGAAACAGCUUCCCUGGUUAAUACAUGUGUCUGUGUUAGUUUGAAAGUUGUGCUUGAUUAUUUCAUCUGUAGUUUGAUGUAUUUUUUUCCACUUCAUUUCGAUUCCCAAUUGUUCAUCUUUGAUUAUAUAUUUGUAUUUAUUAGUUUUAUAUAGUAUAUCAGCAUGUAUAUGUUACUCGAUGUACAGGGGUGGAUCCAGGAUUUUCAGAAAGGGGGGGGGGGCGUGCUGCCCCAACUUGGGAGUGCGAAGCCCGGCCCUCGGUGGGCGGACUGAUGGGCAAUCAACCAAGUCACCAACCCACUAGUUUUCGGAGUAAAUUACGAUUUCCAACCUAAACUGACUGUUAAUUCCUUUCCCGCGAGAAUAUAUGGGGUAAAAAAUUGUUCGCCAACGCAACAAAUAGGGUGCACCCCACCCCCCACAACUGGAUCCGCGCCUGAUGUAGGAGCAUGGAUGGAGACCUAUAGUAUAUCUUCAUGUAUAUGUUACCAGAUGUAGCAGCAGGGAUGGAAACCUAUAGCCCUUUUCAGUAAACGGGGAAACCCUAUGAUUAGUGUGUAUAUUUAUGCAAUAGAGUAUACUAUUAGGAAUGCUGUAUAUAUAUAUUGGUUUAAAUAUUUCUAGAUUUAUAGUCUUUAUCAAAAUAACUCCCCCCAUACAAAUAUCUCACUUGUUUUAUAGUCUUUAUCAAAAUAUACCCCCCCCUCCCGCCAUACAAUAUCUCCAUUGUCUUAUAGUCUUUAUCAAAAUACACACCCCUCUCCUCCUCCCCCAAUCCCCAUACAAUAUCUUCAUUGUAUUUUUUAUAAAUUUGUUUGUUUUCCUACAUACUCCAAAUCUGAAAAAGGGCACAGGUCUUCGUUUGUUCCAUUUUUACAUUAAAAGUGGACAUUCACUGGGGCCCGAUUUAUAAGAAAUUAGACUGAAAUAAUUUAAGAAUAAUGAUUGUUCAUUGGUUGAGCACGAAAAUCAUAAUACAAUAAUAGCUUUUGGGCAAUGAAAUUCUAGGCUGCAUUCUUCAUAUAUUUUUGAUCAAGUUUUCUUGAAUAGGACCCGAUUUUGCAUGAGAUUCCAUUUUUGUUGCUCCAUUUUUAAUUUGUCGCCAAUAUUAAAGAAUUUACCCAAUUCAUCUUUCAUAGUUUCAAUUAGGCCUACCUAAAAUUGAGAAUUGGAUUAGUUCAGUGGUUCCAUGAACUGUUUAUUUUCUAACUUAAACCUGUAACUUGAUGUGAGCAAUAUUGUUAAGACGACAACUUGUAAACCUAUCAAUCAAUCAAAUCUUUAUUCAGUAUUUAAGGCCUCGGGCCCAUAGUACACAGUAGUGCAGUUUAAUAAAAUAUAUCAACUAUAUAAAACAUAAUUAUAUUACAACAGAUAACUAGUUCUUAUGAUAUUAGCCUUAAAUAUAUAUUCUGCUACAUUAUUGACAAUGUUUAUAUCCGACAUGGCUGAUAUGAUCACAAUAUAAUUACUAAACCUACAUAUACGUUGUCAUAAUAUCGUAGGAUUUGAAGCAAUAUCGUUAGGGACUUUUUGUUAACGAAUAUCUGUGUAUUCAUGUGCAGUAUUUCUGUUGUUUGUGAAUAUUUUUAUUUUAGGGGGAGUAUCAAUAAUUGAUCGACUCUCUAAUCAAAUCACUGAUUGAUCCCUCUCUGAUCGAUACAAUGGGCAGAAAUGUAGCUAGCGGGGGCAAGGGGUUGCAGCCCAACCAAUUUCACUCGACUCUAUGUGGCCCUCAUACUGAUAUGGGCACGUUGGCCGUUGGGUUUGUUUGGCACCCAGGGGGCUAGCUAGCUACAGGUCAGAUGGUAAGGGGAGUGAUCAAUCAUUCAUCUCUGUAAUCAAUAUUUUUGUAUUAGGGUGUAAUCAAUAAAUCAAUGAUUGAUCCUCUAAUUGAUAUGAUGGGUAGGGGAAUAAUCAAUCACUGAUUGAUGCCCUCUAUAAUCAAAAUAUUUGUUUUAGGAGAGUAAUCAAUCAAUGAUUGAUACUUUAAUUGAUACAUUUGGUAGGGGAGUAAUCAAUCACCAAUUGAUGCCCUCUCUAAUCUAUUUAUUUAUUUUAAGGGAGUAAUCAAUCAAUCAAUCAAUCAAUGAUUGAUCCUCUAAUUGAUAUGAUGUUUUUAAUCUGAUUGAUGUAAAUCGUGUCAUAUUUUAUUUAUUGUCUGUUUCUUGUGAUUAUUGUACAACUGUAUUUUAUAAUUUAUUUGUUAAUAUUCAUCGUGUUGUUGUUGUUUUUUUAUUUAUAUUUAGUUUGAAAACAAAAUCCCGACACUUGGCUAAAUUUUUUAUAUUAAAACACAACCCAAGUUCUACACAAAUUUCAGUGAUUGGACAUCCAAGGGGUUCUAUUUUCCAACUAGUUGUUUAAGUUAACCAGGGUAUUUGUUUCAGUCAUAAUUACCUGUUGUGACUGACAGGUCGUGAAUAUAACCAGCCCGAGAACUUACUAGUCAGUCAAUUUACGUGCAAAGAAUUUAACCUUAAAAUUUAUGAACUCUUUGAUUUCUAUACCCCCGGCGAUCCAACCUUUGUUCUUUAAGUGAUCAUAGGUUAUUGAGAAUUCCUUAAAAUAGUAAACGUUCUAGUGAAUAUGCUUUCUCCAUCAGAGCAGCUAAAAUGUGGAAUGAUCAUCCAAAAACUCUUCGAGACUCCUCUUCCAUCCAGAGCUUUAAGGCUAACUUAAAAACAUAUUUAUUUUAAAAAUGUUUUUGAACUGUUUUGUUGUGAAUGCGCUUAGAAACACUCAUGUGUAAUGAAGAGCUAUAUAAAUCGAACAAUAAUAA